AUGUCGGGCCUGAACUAUGUCACCUUCAACCAGGAUCACUCACUGCUGGCCGUUGCGACCACGCGCGGUCUGCGAGUCUACAGCACCGAUCCGUUCGAGCUCACCAAUCACUCAUACGAAGAAGACAUCUCGCUUGUCGAACAGCUCUUUUCCACCUCGCUCGUUGCCAUGAUUCUGACCCCGCGGCUGCUUCGGAUCGUGAACACCAAGAAAAACUCGACGAUAUGCGAGCUUACAUUCCAUGGCAUGGUCGUGGCGGUGAGGAUGAAUCGGAAACGGCUGAUUGUGAUGUUGGAGGAGGUUGUAUUCAUAUACGACAUCAGCAACAUGAAGAUGCUCCACCAGCAAAUGACACCGAUGAACCCAGGAGGAAUCUGUGCCAUUUCCAACAACUCCGAAAGCAAUUACCUCGCCCUUCCUCAUUACACGAAGACGCCACACAACGCGCACCCGACUGCUUCGCACGUCCCCAAAUCGAUCGUCAAAGAGCCGAUUAAUGGUGAUGUGCUGCUAUACGAUCUGAACAAAAUGGAGGAGGUCACAGUCAUCCAGGCACAUCAAGCUCCACUUUCGCAUAUUUCUAUCAACAAGGAUGGCACACUCAUGGCGACUUCCUCCGAAAAAGGAACAGUUAUUCGAGUCUUCUCAAUACCAGACGGAAAGAAGCUGUACCAGUUCAGACGAGGGAGCAUACCGGCGAGAAUAUACAGCAUGAGCUUCAACGCAACCGCAACCCUCCUCUGCGUAUCAUCCGCAACGGAGACCGUCCACGUCUUCAAGCUCGCACCUCCUGGCAGCUAUAGCACGAAUGGWGGACGUCCGCUGUCUCCACCUUCCUCACCWCAACAAGCCGCGUUCUCAGGCCGGGACCGUAGCGAGAGUCCGACAGACGAGCCUCGGGAUGAAGUAGACGGCGAUCCCUCUGCACUCUCAGGUGCUCGGCAACCCCGACAGCCCGGCUUCAUGUCGCUGGUGAGGAGGACUUCACAGAAUGUGUCCACAUCUCUGGUAUCUCGUGCUGCAGGCUAUCUCCCAAGUUCCGUCACAGAAAUGUGGGAGCCACAGAGGGAUUUUGCGUGGGUACGGGUUCCGCGAGGAGCGAACGGACAGCCCGUGCGAUGCGUCGUGACGAUGGCAAACAACGUACCCCACGUCAUGGUUGCUACGAACGAGGGCGAUUUCUACGUCUACAGUGUGGAUUUGGAGAAGGGUGGGGAGGGAACCCUGGUCAAGCGGUUUGAUGAAAUUCAAGGGCUCAAAUACCGAAGAGGGCAGGAUUCCGACGAGUAG
Molecule: messenger RNA, 1290 nt
Organism: Ramularia collo-cygni
Lineage: Eukaryota; Fungi; Ascomycota; Dothideomycetes; Mycosphaerellales; Mycosphaerellaceae
Product: related to Autophagy-related protein 18
Exons: 4
Coding region: 1-1290 (429 amino acids)
Biological process (GO): protein lipidation; autophagy of mitochondrion; protein localization to phagophore assembly site
Cellular component (GO): fungal-type vacuole membrane; phagophore assembly site membrane; cytosol
Molecular function (GO): protein binding; phosphatidylinositol-3-phosphate binding; phosphatidylinositol-3,5-bisphosphate binding
Source: RefSeq, a predicted model, not a curated record